This is a messenger RNA of Suillus subaureus, 516 nucleotides long. RefSeq lists its product as uncharacterized. The record is from RefSeq and is a predicted model, not a curated record. Gene Ontology annotation, molecular function: cysteine-type peptidase activity. The annotation marks the transcript as partial. Gene Ontology annotation, biological process: proteolysis. NCBI's taxonomy places the organism in Eukaryota, Fungi, Basidiomycota, Agaricomycetes, Boletales, Suillaceae. The transcript has a single exon.
CUUGCAGAUUUCACAUUGCAGAAAUGGCUAACCAAUACAAAUCUGAAUAUGAUGUUGGACAUUGUAUAUGGAGAUAAGGAUGUAGCAUUGAAGCAUACCUUUGAAACUGCAUAUUUUGUGCUGUUACUAUUACUCACACAUGAUGAGUGUGCCGAGAAAGAUUAUUUGACCUCAUGGGAGGCAAAACCUUUUCGUAAUGCCACUGAGCAGUUGUUCAAGGGACACUACAAAAACCUUGGUAUCCCUUGCCAUAUCCAUGAGAACCAUUGGACUGCAGUUCUGAUCAAUGCAGAGGACCAGAAAGUCCUCUAUGGAGACUCAUUUGGCACAGCUAUUCCAAAUAACCUGAAGGCAGCCAUUGACUGGUGGCUCUUGCACCAUUCACCAACUCCCUUGACAUGGGAUGAUCUACAGAUUUCCUGCCAGGAGGAUACACACUCCUGCAGUGUCUUAGCUGCCAAUGCCCUCACUCAUUUCAUCCAACCAAUGAAGUUCCCUCUAUUAUCAUCUUCCGAC